AUGGCAGAGUCCUCAACCAAUGGCCGGGAUGCCAUCGAGCAUCUUGACGAGCACACAGUGCUUAUUGCGGGAGGCGGCCCUGUUGGUCUCAUGGUAGCUACUGUGUUGGCUCACUAUGGCGUCCGCUCUGUAAUCCUUGAGCGUAACAAUUCGACCACGAAAUGGCCAAAGAUGGACCUGACCAACGGCAGAUCCAUGGAGCUACUGGCCAGACUAGGACUAGCUGAGGAAGUUAGGAAUCUUGGUGUACCCGAGACAACGCCUUCCAACGUCUACAUGACCACCGGCCUCCACAACUCUAAGCCCAUUACCAGCUGGGAAUAUCCCUCCGUGCGCGAGCUCCGAGCUCAGUUCCGAGACGACAACAACGGCACCAGCCCCUCAGAGCCUUGGCAAAGAAUAUCACAGGAGUUGUUUGAGAAACUACUCAAGAGCCGAUGUGAUGAGAACGACUUGGUGGAUUGCCGAUUCGGCUGGAAGGUUGAUGCGUGCAAAGAGACCGAAGAUUUCGUGUCUAUCGAUGUUACCCACACCGAAACCAAGCAGAAAAAAAGGAUCCAGGCAAAGUUUCUAGUAGGCUGCGACGGAGCAUCAAGCCGAACGAGACGCGAUCUAGAAAUUCCCCUUGAUGGUGGACCACUACCAGGGUACACUCUACUUGUCCACUUUAAGUCUCGGGAUCUUGGCAAGCUUUUCAAGUUUGGACGCUUCUGGCACCUGUUCAUUUUCAACGACUCUGGUCUCCGUGCUGCCGCAAUCUGCCAAGAUGACAAAGACACAUUCACGACCCAUCUCCUUCUGCCUCUGGAAGCAGAUCACGAAUCAAUCGACUCGCACGACGCCAUUUAUCAGGCUCUCGGUGGUGUUGGAGCUCCUUACAAGAUUGCAGUGGAUGAGAUUCUAGUCAGAUCUACCUAUAGACACAGCAUUGCAGUGGCACGGACGUACAGAAGUGAUCUUGGCAAGGUCUUCUUGGCAGGGGACUCGGCACAUCAAAACAUUCCGACCGGCGGGUAUGGUAUGAACACUGGCAUUGGAGAUGCUUACGACAUUGCAUGGAAGCUCGCCGCCGUGAUCAAGCAGAAUGCCGGGCCGGCAUUGCUUGACUCGUAUGAGGAGGAAAGACGUCCUGUUGCUCUCAGCUCGAUCGAGCGCUCGGGGGUGCAUAUGCAAGCGCAUAUUGCCAUGUCUGAGAUCCUCGGCGGCAACGCAGCGCUCGUGGAAGAGGAUUCCGCAGAAGGACGACGCCUUCAGCAGAGCAUCGACCAACAUUACAAGAUGCACAACGGAGAGAAUAUCGACCUCGGCGUCGAAAUGGACUACCGUCACAAGUCUGGUGUCUAUCCUCAUCCCAGUCAGCAGGAUGGCGAGGCGCCGCCAUGGGACCCAUCUCGAUACGUUCCCAGUACGUUCCCUGGUUCACGGGCUCCUCAUGUGUUCCUGCAGGACGGGUCGUCUAUUUUCGACCAUUAUGGGCCACUCUGGACCUUGGUACAGUUUGUCGACGUGGGCAAUGAGGGUGCACCCCGAUCACUGCUCGCAAGCGCAGGAGAUGCUGGAAUGCAACUAAAACAUGUCGUGCUCCGUGGCGAAGACCAUGCACGCAAGUUGUGGGAGUACCCGUUGGUCCUUGUUCGCCCCGAUGGACAUGUGGUCUGGCGCGGUCGGCAAGCUCCAGAUGAAGCGAUGGCCAAGCAAAUUGUAAAGAUAGCCACUGGCUGGGAGAAACAGACAAGAUCUGACAGCAAGAAAGAGCCCCUGUCCACCAAAUUCACCGCCACCAUGAAGGCAGACAGCCAGGUUCACGAAUACAAGCUCGAACAGAUGGGAGCUAUGCAGUUGUAA
This is a messenger RNA of Thyridium curvatum, 1845 nucleotides long. RefSeq lists its product as uncharacterized. Gene Ontology annotation, molecular function: FAD binding. Lineage: Eukaryota; Fungi; Ascomycota; Sordariomycetes; Thyridiales; Thyridiaceae. The transcript is spliced from 5 exons. The record is from RefSeq and is a predicted model, not a curated record. Bases 1 to 1845 code for a protein of 614 amino acids.